AUGGAGACUGUCAUCUCGGCGCGCUCGCCACUUUUCGAAUACUCGCCUUGUAGGGAUUGUGGAGGAGGGAUAACGGGAUGGAGGGGGACCAAUGGGACGGAUGGAGCUUUAGUGGGGAGCACUGGGAGACUAGCCAUCGCUUUCAACUUUACCGGCACUGGCGUGUCGUUCGACUUUGCUCAACGUAUACCAGAGGACUGGUUGCACAAGUUGACAGUCAACAGUUCCGCCCCGCCCACCUCCGCCGACAUCACAUCCACAAGCCUGACCAACCUCGUCCCCGGCGCACACCGAUUCACGCUCGAGCUCUUCCCCCCUGCUCCCGACCCAUUCUCUCCCGCACCCCCCUCCAACGCCUCUGUCACCUUCACUGGCGCGACAGGAUACCUCGGGGCGAUACUCAACGCGGCGACGAAGAAUGUGACGAUCGACGAUACGGCAUGGCGGACUGGCGAGGUCGUGCUCAGUCCAGCGUGGAAUAUGAUGGAGGGCGGACAAGGCGGAUCGAGCAAUUGGAUCAAUACGACGCAGAUCGAUGCGGAAAGGGGAACAGCAGGGGAGAAUUGGAAUAGCUCGUUAUCGUGGACGGAGCAAAGAGGGGCGAAUACGACGAUUGCAUUUGCGGGGGAGGCGGUGUGGGUGUAUGGAGCGGCUGGAGGCGAGGCGGGACGAUAUGAGGUGCUGGUGGAUGGGACGGAGAUGGGGCGGUAUAAUGCGUCUGGUGGAGCUAAGGCCUACGGCCAGGUACUGUACCAUACCAGCUCACUAGCGAAGGGCAACCAUACCCUCACUCUGCGCAAUCUACAAGAUGGCGGGAGACUAUCCUUUGAUCGAUUGGUGGCCAUGUCAGGGCUCGCCGCCACACCUCGUCCAUCUACAUCAGCACCCAUCCCAUCAGCUACAUCCACACCAGUAUCGAGCACGAAGAAGCUCAGCGAUGGCGCUCUUGCUGGGAUCGGCAUAGGCGCGGUCCUCGGUGCGAUCUUGCUUAUUGGCGCUAUCGUAUUCUUCCUGAUGCGGCGGGAAAGGAGGAGACGGCAGGGGCCAAGUAACGAUGAGUACUCGUCGAGCAAGUAUGACGAAAAGAACAAGACUUUCCUCAACUUCCCUAGAUCCACCACUCCUCCCUUCUCCCGUAUGGACGGCUCCGAACCCGCUGCAGCCGGUUUCCUCGCAAGAGCUUGGCCCUUCCAUCGUAACGGUCCACCCUACAGCAAGGAGUCAUUCAUCCCCGGCAUGCCCAGCACCCCUCGGGCUGGCGACACUUCCAACCUCCCUCAACCCCCUUCCGGCGACCGCUAUACCAGCUUCCUCAAAUUCAGCAAGUCCCCCAAACGGGGCAGAGAGAGUCCUCGACCUAAUAUCUCUUCACCCACGCCAUUCGAGCGGCCUGGCUUCGCGGACGCCGAGUACCGCAAUACCAUGCAGACUCGGGCUACAGCGGAAGACACGGAGGGGAUCUCACCCGCUCUCCUCGCGGCCAUCUCGGGGCGGGUCGUCUCGCCCCUCGCUCAACUCCGGGACGGCGCGCUUCCGCCCACCACUGCCGAGAGCGAGAGUUACUUUCCAAAGAUGACAGCGCUGGGCUCCGUGUUUGCCGGUCCGCCGAAAGCGCCGGCGCUCAAGGCGGAGGAGAACACCUGGAAGCGGCCGAGCGUGGAUACGAUUGGGAGGAUCUUUGGGCAGUAUGCGAGUCCGAGGGACACUGUCGUUCCAGCUAGGGGUGGGCUGGCGGCAAUGGACACGAUAGAGGGGAGGGAGAAGUGGGAUGAGCGGGUACGGAAAGUGGGACAGCCUCAUGCUUUCUAG
Molecule: messenger RNA, 1809 nt
Organism: Dioszegia hungarica
Lineage: Eukaryota; Fungi; Basidiomycota; Tremellomycetes; Tremellales; Bulleribasidiaceae
Exons: 6
Coding region: 1-1809 (602 amino acids)
Source: RefSeq, a predicted model, not a curated record